AUGGUACGCUACGCACACAAUGCUGAGAAUCCAGAGAAGACAGCCAAAGCUCGUGGCCAGCACUUGCGUACGCACUUCAAGAACACCCGUGAAGUUGCUGCUGCUCUCACCGGCUUGAAGCUUUCAAAGGCUUACAAGUACCUCGGUGAUGUCCAAGAGCACAGGGAUAUCAUUCCAUUCCGUCGCUUCAACGGUGGUGUUGGUAGAGCCGCUCAAGCUAAGAACCACGGUACCACUCAAGGUCGUUGGCCAGUCAAGUCAAUUGGCUACGUUCUCAGAUUACUCAAGAACGCUGAAGCCAACGCUGACGCUAAGUCGCUUGACACUGACGAACUUUUGAUUAAGCACAUUGUCGUUCAAGCUGCUCCAAAAACCCGUCGUCGUACUUACCGUGCUCACGGUCGUAUCAACCCUUACCAAGGUAACCCAUGCCACAUUGAAAUCACCUUGGCUGUUCCAGACGAGCAAGUUGCCCGUAACAAGGAUGUCGAUGUGAACCAACCAAAGAAGAUCCACGGUAACAAGCGUCAAGUGGCUGCUCAACGUCGUUUGACUUCAGCUUAA
This is a messenger RNA of Wallemia ichthyophaga EXF-994, 564 nucleotides long. RefSeq names its product 60S ribosomal protein L17. Gene Ontology annotation, biological process: cytoplasmic translation. The transcript has 2 exons. The coding region runs from base 1 to 564 and encodes 187 amino acids. NCBI's taxonomy places the organism in Eukaryota, Fungi, Basidiomycota, Wallemiomycetes, Wallemiales, Wallemiaceae. Gene Ontology annotation, molecular function: structural constituent of ribosome. Gene Ontology annotation, cellular component: ribosome; cytosolic large ribosomal subunit. The record is from RefSeq and is a predicted model, not a curated record.